UACAGUCAACAACUUUUCCUUGUUAUAUUUAAGAAAAAAAAUUAGCUCAGUUCGAUUGAGACAUCAUCGAAGAUGAAGAGAAUAAUAAUAUUUUCUACUCGUCAUAUUUAUCUUAUUUUAUUGUUAAUUUUUUUAAUUAUUAUUAAUGAUAUUUAUUGUGUUUAUACUCCACCUCAAGCUAAAGUAGAACCUCUGCAUCCUAAAGGAAUCAGAAUAUCAAUUCCAGAUGAAGAGGGAAUAUCACUGGUUGCAUUUCAUGUUAAAUUCAAUGAAGAAUUCAGUGGUAUUGAGGCAGGAACAAUAGCUCGAGAUAUCCUCAGAAUAAAAAAAGGAAGAUGGACUUAUGAAGAUUUUACAACAGAGCUUAAAACUGGUGAUAUUGUUUAUUAUUGGAUUCAUGUUGUCUACGAUGGUCUUGGAUAUAAUCUUCUAUUUCAAGAGCAUCAUGUCACAGAUUUUUAUAAUCGUGAUGGAAGCAAGAUCAUCAUUGACGAUAGUAACAUUGUCGACGGAAGUGACUGCAGAGCAUCAGCAACAAAAAUACUUGAUAUAUCAACUGGCAAUUUAAAAAAUAUUUGUGCUGGUAAAUAUAUAUUGAAUGAUAGCUUUGAACAUCUUAAUAAUUCAAUAUGGAAAAUAAAUGAAGAAUUUUCAAAAAGACCAGAUUAUCCAUUUUCUGUAUUUAGAAAUAAUAAAAAAAAUGUUGAAAUUAAUAGAGGAAAUCUUUAUUUAAAGCCAACAAUUGUUGAACAAGAAUUACCAAAUGAUUUUGUUCGUCAUGGAACCCUGACACUACAAAAUUGUACAAGUGAGCUUGGUACACCAGAUUGUAGCCGUGAAGCACGUGGACGUUAUAUAUUACCACCAACAUUUUCUGGAUCUGUUGAUACAAGUAAAUCAGUUGCAUUUUUAUAUGGAAAUAUUGAAAUACGAGCAAAAUUACCAAGGGGUGAUUGGAUAUAUCCAAUAUUGGCAUUGGAACAGGCAGAAAAAUCAUUGGUUAUAAGCCCUCAACUUAGAAUAGCAUCAUCAGUUGGAAAUGCUGUAUUAAAUUCUCCAGCUGGAGCUGAUAUUAGUGGACAUGUACUGAGUGCUGGACCAAAUAAAAUGACUCCAGGUGAUACUGGUACCCUUGAUAAUCCACAACGUUUUGGAAUGGAACUAUGGUCAAAUGAGUAUCAUACUUAUCAAUUAGAAUGGAGAAAAAAUCGUAUUAUAACUCGUGUUGAUGACAUUGAAUAUGGAUCAUUUGUCACUGGUUCAACAUUUGAUAAACCAAUGUUUUUAAAACUUGCUGUUGGUGUUGGUGGAUUAACAGAAUUUCCAGACAUGUCGUCAACAGAUAAAUACUCGAAACCAUGGCGUAAUGUUGGAUCACAGGCACUUUUUGAUUUUUAUAAUUCAACUAAUUUGUGGUCACCAAGUUGGAUUGAAGAAUCAAAAGAUCUCCAAAUCGAUUAUGUCUUAAUUAAAGCUCUUGAUUAAUUAAAAUUUCUAAUGGAAUAAAAUUUAUAUAAUAAUUGUAUUGUCAUUAGUGACUAAAUGAAUUUCAAAAAUAUCUUAAAAUUGUAACUGAAAAAAACUCAAUUUAAAUAUGAAAUAAAAUUUUAAAUUUAUCAUCUCAACGAU
Molecule: messenger RNA, 1629 nt
Organism: Aphidius gifuensis
Lineage: Eukaryota; Metazoa; Arthropoda; Insecta; Hymenoptera; Braconidae
Product: beta-1,3-glucan-binding protein 1-like
Exons: 8
Coding region: 73-1485 (470 amino acids)
Biological process (GO): carbohydrate metabolic process
Molecular function (GO): hydrolase activity, hydrolyzing O-glycosyl compounds; carbohydrate binding
Source: RefSeq, a predicted model, not a curated record